AUGAGGAUCAACAAGAGCAAUUGUAGAGUCCUGUACCUGGGGAAGAAUAACUAUGUGCCCCCCCAGUAUGGACUAGGGGCUGACCUGCUGGAAUGGAACUCUUCAGUGAAGGACCUGGGAGUCCUGGUAGGCAACAGAGUGGCCAUGAGCCAGCAUUGUAACAUCAUGGCCAAGAAGGCCAAUGGAAACCUGGGGUGCAUUGCUGCCAUGGCUGGCAGGUCAAGGGAGUUUGUUGCCCAGCCCAACUGCCAGCAGCUGCUUGCAUCCCGCUGGUAUGACGAGUUCCCUGGAUGGAGGAGGCGACACUGGGCUGUGAAGAUGUUGACAUGCGUUGUCAUAGGACUCCUUUUCCCAGUCUUCUCUGUGUGCUACUUGAUAGCUCCCAAAAGCCCCUUAGGGCUUUUCAUCAGAAAGCCAUUCAUCAAGUUUAUCUGCCAUACUGCAUCCUACUUGACUUUUCUGUUCCUGUUGUUGCUUGCAUCUCAACACAUUGACAGGUCAGACGUGAGCAUGCAGGGACCACCUCCAACCAUCGUCGAGUGGAUGAUAUUACCGUGGGUCCUGGGCUUUAUCUGGGGUGAAAUUAAACAGAUGUGGGAUGGUGGACUACAGGACUACAUUCAUGAUUGGUGGAACCUCAUGGAUUUUGUAAUGAACUCCUUGUACUUAGCAACAAUCUCUUUGAAAAUUGUUGCAUUUUCAAAGUAUAGCGGGUUGCUUCCACGGCAGAGCUGGGAUAUGUGGCAUCCAACACUGGUGGCUGAGGCACUGUUUGCAAUUGCAAACAUCUUUAGCUCCUUACGCUUGAUCUCAUUAUUCACUGCAAAUUCUCACCUGGGACCUCUGCAGAUAUCUCUAGGAAGAAUGCUGCUGGACAUUUUGAAAUUUCUUUUCAUAUACUGCCUUGUGCUGCUAGCAUUUGCAAAUGGAUUGAACCAGCUGUACUUCUACUAUGAGACACAAGAAACCAAGUGCAAAGGGAUACGAUGUGCGGAGCAGAAUAAUGCAUUUUCAACAUUAUUUGAAACGCUGCAGUCAUUAUUCUGGUCUAUAUUUGGACUCAUCAAUCUAUAUGUGACCAAUGUGCAACCAAAGCAUGAAUUUACUGAAUUUGUUGGGGCCACCAUGUUUGGUACCUAUAAUGUAAUCUCUCUGGUUGUUCUACUCAACAUGCUAAUAGCCAUGAUGAAUAAUUCUUACCAGCUGAUUGCUGAUCAUGCAGACAUUGAGUGGAAGUUUGCUCGGACAAAACUCUGGAUGAGUUACUUUGAAGAGGGAGGGACUCUACCCACUCCUUUCAAUGUCAUUCCAAGCCCGAAGUCCCUCUGGUAUCUGAUUAGGUGGUUAUGGAGACACCUGUGCAAGAAAAAAAUUAGAAGAAAACCUGAAAGUUUUGGAACAAUAGGGAGACGUGCAGCUGACAAUCUGAGAAGACAUCAUCAAUACCAGCAAUCCCCGAAGCGUGACACCUGCGGGACAGCGGCGGCCGGGGGUGGGAUCGCGCUGGGGCACAGCGCUCCGCACCCGCACCCACCGCACGGCCGCGGCGGGCGUCCUGGACCCCGAGGGGACGCGCUGCGAUCCGUUGGGAAGGGUCGGGGUCCUGACGGAGAGCUCCGGGAGGAUGGGAAAUGCGAGGCUGAUGCGGGAGCUGCGCGGUGA
Meleagris gallopavo (turkey) is the source of this 1662-nucleotide messenger RNA. NCBI's taxonomy places the organism in Eukaryota, Metazoa, Chordata, Aves, Galliformes, Phasianidae. The record is from RefSeq and is a predicted model, not a curated record.